This is a messenger RNA of Adineta steineri, 990 nucleotides long. The record is from the annotation of a GenBank genome assembly. NCBI's taxonomy places the organism in Eukaryota, Metazoa, Rotifera, Eurotatoria, Adinetida, Adinetidae.
AUGAAUAUAAAUAAUCAAAAGUCUAAGCCAACACUUCGAACAUGGGCAAAUAUAGCCAGUGGUUCAUUAGCGGCUACAGGUGCAGUCUUUAUUACGAAUAUGCCCGAAACAAUUAAAACUCGAUUGCAACUUGAUGGUGAAGCAUCGAAACGAAGUGCGGGUAGACAUAAACAAUAUGCUAAUACAUUUGAUGCAUAUAGAAAAAUCGUACGUCAAGAAGGAUUUAAAGCACUUCAAGCUGGUCUUGGUCCAGCUAUUGGAAUACAAGUUAUAAUGAAUGGGUUACGUUUAGGUCUUUUUGAUCCUAUUCAAAAAAAAGUCCGAGAUAUAACUAAAUGUGGAGAUCAAAAUAUUUUCAAUAAAGCUUUUUCUGGUGCUCUAUCCGGUGCAAUAGGUGUAACAGCCAGUUCACCGCUUUAUUUGGCAAAAAAUCGCCUUCAAGCUCAAUCCGCGUAUUUUCAUGCUGCUGAAGAACAUCAUUAUAAAAAUACAUUUGAUUGUUUAAAAACAAUCUAUCAAAAAAAUGGAUUUUUCGGUUUAUUCUACGGUGUAUCAGCUGGUUUACCACGUGUCAUCGUUGCUUCAGCUACUCAGUUGACAACCUAUGAUAAAACAAAACAAUUUGCUAUACAAAAACUCAAUAUACGUGAUGGAUUUCCAGCUCAUCUUUUUGCAAGUUUUGUAUCAUCGUUGUUCACUGUAACUGUAAUGAAUCCAUUUGAUGUUGUUUCAACACGUAUAUAUCAAUCAAGUGGAAAAGAAACAGUUUAUCAUGGUGUUAUAGAUUGUUUCAGGAAAACUAUACGUGCUGAAGGAUGGACAGCAUUACAAAAAGGAUGGUUGGCACUUUAUUUACGAUUAGGUCCACAUACCAUAUUAACAUUUGUUUUUCUUGAGAAAAUACGUUCACAGUUUUUAAAAUUCGACACAUUUCGAAGAGAACCUCAGACUAUUCCACUUGAUGUUAUUGUUAAUAGUGAUGCUACUUAA